ACUAGUUCAGACUCUAUGGCACGUCUGCAAGAUCCUGAGCGGACAGUAAGACAGAUUAAACUCAGUCACAGACCCUAAACCCAGCGGCCUGUUAUGGCAAAUUUAGGAAAAACUUGUAUUCUUCGUCUGGAUCUCUGUGCUGUUAUUAUUGUCCUGAUUCAUGCAGAUUAUUCCAGAUGUAGUCCAGAGCAAAAUGUUCGUCAGCACAUCAACAAAACAGUGUCUGUGGGGGAAACAGUUACACUUCACUGCAACAAAACCAAAGUUGAUGAUGAUUUCGGGUGGAAGAUGAACGGCUCUGUUAUUUUUAGGCUGGUCUCUAAUAUGAACGUAACUAGAACAAACUUCAGCUCAAACAGGACUCACAUCGACUCAAGAUCUCCAAGAGAUUUAAUAAUACAUCAAAUACAAGAGUCUGAUGCUGGAAACUACACCUGUUACCCAGCGGCAAUUAGAUGGACAUUAACAGUCACAGAAAACCAGAUCAGACCAGAAUCAGCCAAACAAACCAACAUCAUCAUCAUCAUCAUCAUCAUCAUCAUCAUGUCAUUUUAUGGACUCAUUAUGAUCUGUCUGAUCGUCAGAAUCAGGAUCUUCACUCACAGGAAGUCGAGUCAGGCGAUCAACUCUAGCUCAGAAAAGCAGGAUGUGAAGAUGGUCUCAGACUGUGACAAACACACCAUAACAGUCUGUGUCUACAGUCUUCACAGAGUUUUAUCAACAUCUGACAUUUCAGAUGAGCCUCUCCGUACCGGAAGAUGUCAGUCACUCAUUUUUUAUGGGUGACCAUCAUAAGAAUAUUAGCCUACAGACCAGAUGAUCAACGUGUAUGCCUCUAAAAUGCUUUUUGCUAAUUUUAUUAAAAAUAUCUAGAAGUAAAAGUAAUUUUCAUACAGAAUAAUAUGAGAUAUAUACAUUCUCUUUAAUUUAAAUGUAUUUUAUUAUGUUUAUAAUUUGAAUAAUUGUGUUUUUAUUUUUAACUAGAUCUUUUAUUUAUCUAGUUAAAUAUAUAUAAUAUACACUAAUGAUAGUUUAUUAUUGUCAACAUGAAUAUACAGUGAGUUGUGGUGAAAAUAUUACAGAAAGAAAUCCAGGGUGAGCAGAGUGAUUAAAACUAAAUGCAUUUGUGAUCUCAGCAAUAAUUUUGGGCUGUUUUUUUUGACAUAUUGCUGCUGUGACUAACUGCAAUAAAGUCAGAACAGACUUCAGUUCUUACUUCAGAUAAACACAAGGUAGCGCCAUAAUGCCACAAUCAAAUAUUCUAUUACGUUAUCAUAUAGAUUAAUCCUUAUCACAGAAGGAAGGAUGUCUUAGCUAUCAGGUAAUUUAAGACUUUAUUUAUCUCAUUAAAAAUAUUGAUCAAUACACAGAUACAAAGACAAUGUCAAAUAUGGCUCCAUACAAACCUGAUGUUGAUCCUGUGAUGAGUGAGGUUCAAGGUUAUGUUUUGGUGUACAUAUGUAAUAAAAGAGUGAAUCACGUUGAUCCUGUGAUUAGUUCUCUCUGGCUUUUUGCUUCAUGCUUGUCUUAUUUCACGGACUUCCUGUCCUGUAACUAAUAAAAGGAAAGUAAAACAUGAAAAAUCUUUCAGAAUUAUUUUCAUUUUAAUGUUAAUUUAAAGAAAGUGUCCAGUAAUUACAAAACAAUCGAUUUAAAUGUUUAUGAAUGAAUUGAUGAAUAAAUUGAAAUUGAAUAUUAAAAUGUAUUUUUUUUUGUGACAUCCUUUGCUUCAUCACCUCACAGCAAACUAAAGGAAAUGAAGAUGAACUCCGGUCUGUG
Molecule: messenger RNA, 1779 nt
Organism: Puntigrus tetrazona (Sumatra barb)
Lineage: Eukaryota; Metazoa; Chordata; Actinopteri; Cypriniformes; Cyprinidae
Exons: 6
Coding region: 94-786 (230 amino acids)
Source: RefSeq, a predicted model, not a curated record